Paraphaeosphaeria sporulosa is the source of this 3684-nucleotide messenger RNA. RefSeq names its product ARM repeat-containing protein. Lineage: Eukaryota; Fungi; Ascomycota; Dothideomycetes; Pleosporales; Didymosphaeriaceae. Gene Ontology annotation, cellular component: nucleus; RNA nuclear export complex; cytoplasm. Gene Ontology annotation, molecular function: small GTPase binding; RNA binding; nuclear export signal receptor activity. The coding region runs from base 1 to 3684 and encodes 1227 amino acids. The record is from RefSeq and is a predicted model, not a curated record. Gene Ontology annotation, biological process: protein export from nucleus; RNA export from nucleus. The transcript is spliced from 5 exons.
AUGGAUGGGGCGUCUACAACCCCGCAAGACGGCCUCGUGGGCGGCGCCAAUGGCCACACGACCGACCUCUCGCAGGUGCUGGCCGCGCUGCAGGCAAUCUACGAGCCCAAGUCGAACAACGAAACUCGCCGCCAGGCUACCGAGUACCUCGAGCAGGCCAAGCGCCACCCCGAAGCACCUUCACACGGCCACACACUCGCUCUCGACAGGUCGCAGCCGGCGCAGCUCCGCCACUAUGGCCUCACCAUGCUGGAGUUCUCCAUCAGGUACAACUGGGAGGACUUCACCGAGGACCAGGGCAACGUGCUGCGCAGCUACGUCGUCGAGCUAGCCCAGAGCAUCGCCGCAGAAGACCCCGUCUAUCUGCGCAACAAGGUGGCCCAGCUGUGGACUGAGAUCGCGAAGCGCUCGUGGGGCGCCGAGUGGAUGGACAUGGACCAGCAGCUCGUCGAGCUGUGGCAGUCGUCGCUGCACCACCAGGCCGUGGUGCUGUACGUGCUCGAGACGCUGUCCGAGGAGAUUUUCAACCGUGAAGACCCCACGGCCGGUCUGCGAGGCAGCGACCUGGGGCGUGCAUGCGUCGAGAUUUUCACACCCCAAGCUGUGCUCACCGAGCACCUGCCGGGGCGCGACAAGAGCUUGAACGUGCGCUGUGGGGACGAGGGCUGGCUCCAGAGGCUGUGCGACAAUCUGUCGUGGUGUUUGUCCCAGGACUACCAGCACCAGGAGGCGGUCAAAUUAUGUGCUGUGAAGACUAUGAACGCUCUCCGAGCAUGCAUGCCAUGGGUCAUUCCGAAGGCGAUUGCCGCAGUCCAGGUCAUUGAGCAUGUGUGCAAGGCUCUCGCGGUGCCCGUGACCGAGCUUCAAGUGGCUUCAGUCGAUGUUCUGCAGGCAAUUUACACCCGUCAUCACCUCCAUGACGACGAGUUUGUAGAGCUCGUGUGCCCAAUGUUCACUCCUGGCAGCGUGUCGCUUCUGCAGGAAGUGUACAACUGGACGCUGGCCGACAUGGACAUCCAUAGUCUAGAUGAGAAGAAGUACAAUCUGUGCAAGAAACUCUCUGAGUUGGCUAACAGCCUCGGUCUGUUCAUCGAACAAAAGCCCCAGCAGGUUCCCGAGGGCAGCGACCUUCCGGGCAUCUUCCAGUUUCUAUACGACGUGGCACGCAAUCCUAGCUUAGUCGUGUCGAUCCCCGUGCUUCAUUGCUGGACCAAAUUACUGCGCUCGAAAAUUGUCCGCGACUCACCCGUAGUAACGAACAUGGUGGGCGGGCUGUUAGAGAUCUGCUGCGCACGAUUAAUACGCUACGAAGUGUUCCCGGAAGAUUCCGAAGACGUUACAAUUCUUUUCCUAAACGAAGAUAUCGACACUGUACCCGAGCGACAUGCUUUCCUCGGCAACUACCGAAGGUUCUGUGCCGAUGUCAUUGAUGUUCUCGUACGGCGAACACCCGUCGAGGCCAUGGAGCACAUACUUGGCCAGGCGACAAACACGUUCCACGGCCUAUACAACGAAAGCCCACCCUUCCAACCGCAAACUUUUACCAAGCAUUCGGCACCCGUACUUAAAGUAGAUGCACAAGUCACAAUUAUUGACGCAGCGUUGAAGGGCUAUCUAAAGUGGCUGUCUACCCAUGGAAACGAACCGCAAGAAGAUGAACGGAAACGUAACGCUAUGGAAGACUCGUUCGAACAGUGGGGUCGGCAGGUGCUGCAGGCGCGUUUCGAUGAUCCUGAAAUCGCCAAGAAAAUCAUACAACUCAUGUCGACAUUCUCGACUAAAGCGCUCCCUGACCGUCCCGCUUUUGCUCUUUCUUUUCUUGAAUACAUGCUUACCGUAAGGCUCGCGGACAACCCUGCCUAUCCACAGUAUGCCGAUACGGUGAAGGACCUUGAACGCAUAUGUAGCCUUGAGAUGCAGAAGCUUGCCAUGAAGUUUGCUGAUGACUUCAUGAAUGUGUACGAACAGUUGGAGAAUAAGAUCAACGAAAUGAUGGCCGAUCCUACGACUGAUGACCGUCAGCGCAUGGCCUACUCUGCGUUCCUGUUCAUCAUCGUUCACCGAUGCACUCAGUUGGAUCGUGAAAGCCAGGAGCAGCGCAUGCGGCAAAUGCUGACGCAGAUCAAGGACGCGUGGCAGAACAAUGAGUUUGCAACCUCGGUCUCCUCGUUCCAAGCCUUUUGCAGCAGCCUUGGAAUGGCCCAACUGCCAGAGUUUUUGUCUGCGAACAACUUCCGCGGCGUGCAGGACUGGUCUGAGCAGCCACUAAGUGGUGAUGGCCAAGCCAUGCAGGCUACCAUACUAGAUCACUCACAGCGACUUCCCCUCCGGCUCACAAAGACGCUCCUAGCCGCAUCUACCGAGAAGUUGCGCGACGGUUCUCCUGCAUACGAAUCGGCUGCCCGGUUAUGGGCUGAAGUUAUACCCAUCCUACUCCCGAACCUCCUCCAGCUCGUCAGCCAUGCGCAAGCUUUCAACGACAUCGACUCGAAUUGGUCCUACCUUCCACAGGACCUGCAGCAGGUCAUCCAGCGAGUCUUGACUGAUCGAUUCUGGCAGGCCGGCAUCUCGACCGAGAGCCGCGACGAUUUCUUCGCGCGCGUGAGUGGGUCAAAGUCGACAUACGAAGGCUUCGCAUCUACUGUUCGAGGUACCGUUCGACAGAUCCGGGAGAGCUCAUACUACAUCCUAUACUCGCUCACGCGGUUCCGAGAUUUCUUCUAUGGUAUAGAAAAUCUGUCUGGGCCCCUAAGUCAAGCGCUCUUCGGACACGCACACGCGUUAACGGCUCAUCACCUCUCCGUGCUUCUCACAGUUUCUACACAUCUCAUCGAAGGCUGCCCGUCACAUCUAAGGCCGCAAUUUCUCCCGGCUAUGAUACAGGGAUUGUUCCGUGAACUGAAUGGCAAGAUUACCAAGGAGUGGGAUGAGGUCAGUCAGCAGGUUGUCAAUGCCGGGGAGAACGACAACUUGACGGACGAAAUGAAGACCGAAAGCAUUCUCCGGCAACUCACAUACUCGUCAGUCACGCUCGUCGCUGUGCUGCUCGACUCACGGCAAGAAUUCGCCCGCCUCGACGACGACGCACGCAAAGACGGGCCCCCAAUCUGCGACUUCAUCCUUUCCUCCCCCGCCGUCCUCGAGCCCAUCCUUCUCUUCUGCAACACCUGCAUCCACGUGCGCGACACGCGCUCCGUCAACACAACCGUCCGCGUCCUGCGUACGCUCCUCCCGCGUUUCCGCGAAAAGUCACCCAUCAGAGACUACUUCUGCAACGAGCUCCUCAAAACCGCAAUCAUCUCCCUCCACGAGCCCUACUUCGUCGACUGCCAGAAGGAUCUUGCGAGCCUGAUUGCAGGCAUCAUCCACCUCGACGACGACAUCCCGCGCUCCAUCAUCCUGAGUCUGCCCGGUAUGGGGGACACGUCGCGCGUGGAUCGGAAGCUGGGGAAAUUGAAGGCUGUGAGUCGGAGUGAUGAGAGGCAGCAAAGGAGUAUCGUGCUGGAUUUGCUGAGCAGUGUGAGGGGGCUGAGCAUUCAGGAGCAGGGGCGGAUCGAAAGGAGUAAGCCGAGGAGGAAAACGAAGUUUGAGGAGCAGUAUAUGCAGGUGGAGCCAGGUGCGGGUGCGAUUGUGCGCGGGACGAGUCCGGGGUUGGAGGGGGUUGCGGGGAUGUUUGAGGAGUGA